AUGGGAAGGCUUAUCAAAAACCACUGGGCCCGCUUGAUAAUCCUCACGGCCGCAGCAUAUCAAGUAGGCAGUGCCAUCGAAGGCUUCAUCUGGCCGAAAGUGUUCUGGGAUUUCAUGACGAAGAACCUCAACGGAGCAGUAAAACCGAUACCAGUGUUACAAAUCCUCAACCUGCUUAUGGGACUGCUUGGUCUCGCAUGGGAAUGGCCACUGAAAUACUUUGCCGGGACGUUACCACAUCGCAGUAUCGAAUUCCGUCUGAUCCUAUAUCCUCUGAGCGCUCUACUUUCUAUGCUCCUAUACCAGGGAACUGAUCCCGCCAUAUAUUACCUUGUCGGAAUAGGUGUAUACUUCUGGGCUUAUUCCGAAGGCGAGCGCUUGAAUUACGACCUAAUGACCGGAAUGUCGCCUCCAGCUUCCACCACCCUCAUCAACGAGGAUUUCCGCGUCGAAACAGCCCUUCCCACAGAUGAUGCUGAAGACGUCCCCGUUAACAAGAAGACCAGCUUCAACGGCAGAUUAAACCAAUACUUCCACACGUCCAAGAAUAUUCCUUCAAGACAAGACACAUUAUGCAAAAGGACGUCUGAAUCAGAGUCCAACGACCAAUCAUCCAGCAACGACAAUGACUCGAACUCCAAACGAAGAAAGAAAGCCGUCUCAACCGCCGUCUUCAACCUCCCCAAACGGAUAACCCGUUCUCGCUCCGCAUCAUCAUCAUCGCCGGCUUCCCUCGCCUCACCGUCCCCGUCGCCCGCCACGGAGCCAAGUACACCAGGUCGUUCUCGCGCUCGCCGUCAGCCCUCUUCUCGUAAGAGUACACCAGCGUCUUCCCCCGUCUCGCUCCUCCGCGAUACCAUCCCAUCGAAUCUCACCCUUCUCCUGGUAGGCGUCAACCCGGGUAUCAUGACCGGUGCCACGGGGUACAUCUACGCCCACCCCUCGAACCUAUAUUGGAAGCUCCUCCAUUGGUCUGGGAUAACGACGAUUCGCCACCCUCCCUCUGAUACCUACCGGCUGCCGGAAUUAUAUAAUAUCGGAAACACCAAUAUUGUAGAGCGUCCGACCCGCGACGCCAGCAUGCUCAGCAAGGCGGAGAUGGAUGCUGGCGUGCCCGUACUAGAAGAGAAAGUAGCCAAUCAACGGCCAGAAGCCGUUUGUCUUGUUGGAAAGAGUAUCUGGGAGGCCGUAUGGCGAGUACGUAAGGGUCGAGCGAUCCGGAAGGAAGAAUUCCGCUACGGAUGGCAAGACGGGUCGGAGAACAUGGGUCGGAGUGAGGGGUGGAACGGGGCGCCGGUGUUUGUGGCUACCACUACUAGUGGACUGGCAGCCGGGAUGAGCAUGGCUGAGAAACAGGCCGUAUGGAACGAAUUGGGGAAAUGGGUGAAUAGUCGACGAGAAGCCAAGAAGAAUACCCAUCCAAUGUAA
Molecule: messenger RNA, 1428 nt
Organism: Aspergillus bombycis
Lineage: Eukaryota; Fungi; Ascomycota; Eurotiomycetes; Eurotiales; Aspergillaceae
Product: mismatch-specific DNA-glycosylase
Exons: 4
Coding region: 1-1428 (475 amino acids)
Biological process (GO): base-excision repair, AP site formation
Molecular function (GO): mismatch base pair DNA N-glycosylase activity
Source: RefSeq, a predicted model, not a curated record